AUGGGUUUGAGUUGUGAGGUUUUAUUUUGACACAGUUGUGUGUGCGACAACAACACGCCCCACCAAACACACACACGCACGAGCUGCAGGAGCCACGAUGGAGCUGUCUGGGAGCAGUGCUACCGGUGUUGGGGCAAACAUGAGCACCCCUGAAACCCUCCAGGCGCAGCCUAGAGGACCCAUGGCUCGUGCUGUGCAGCCACAGCCUGUCGCCAAGCUCACGCCGUUCCAGCUGUCACAACGAGGCAUGCUGCAGCCUCUCAAGCAAGCCGUGGAAGGCGGCUUCCACGUCGACACCCCAGAUGAGGAAGGCAUCACCUGCCUCCACUGGUGUGCCAUCAACAACCGCCUCGAAUGCAUCCAGUAUUUGUUGGAUGAAGGUGCCAAUGUGGAUCCAGUUGGCGGGGAGUUGCAAGCCACUCCACUGCACUGGGCAAUCAGGCAAGGCCACAUGCGCGUCGUUGUGCUGCUUGUCAAGGGCGGCGCUAACACCGCCUUCAAAGACGCGCAAGGGUACAACCCGCUUCACGUGGCCUCACAGUUUGGCUUCAUGAACAUUGCCGCGUACCUUGUCGCGCGGGGAGCGGAUGUCAAUGCAAAAGACAACAACGGCCGCACGCCCCUCAUCUGGGCGGCGACAAAGGCCUUCUCCUCUGAUCUGAUCCGCUGCCUGAUGGCGCUCGACGCGUCUCUAAAUCUCCGCGACUCUGCCGGCAACACAGCGCUGCACUAUGCUGUCGCUGCCAACAACAUGUUUGCGGUCAUUGCCCUGGUUCAUGCCGGUGCCAGCAAGGACGUCAAGAAUGAGCAGCUUCGCUCCAGCAUCGUCUGGGGUAUUGUCUACCUCUUCCUUGCCAUCUGGGGCUGGGUCAUGGGCAACAACUUCUUCAACCACGGCUACAAGCCUGGCGAGUCGCCCGUGUCCAUGUCUGUGUACUUUGGUACCAAGAUCCUCUUUGCAGUCACAACCUUCCACCUCUUCUGGCCAGCUGUCUUUGCCGACGGCCCGCUGAUGUCGCUGCCCAUGAAGAUGGUGGUUGCAGUCAACAUCUUCCUCCUCGCAUGGAGCUUCUACAAGACACACACGGGUGAUCCAGGCUACAUCCGCCCAGAUCGCAGCACACGCGAGCGCGUCAUCAUUGAGCUCGCUGAGAGGGAUGAGCUGAACGGAAACACGUUCUGCCCGACGUGCGCCAUUCGACGUCCACUUCGCUCCAAGCACUCCGCCGUCACGAACAAAUGCGUGGCCAAGUUUGACCACUACUGCCCGUUUGUGGAGAACGACGUUGGCGCAUGGAACCACCAUUACUUUAUGAACUUCCUUGUGUUCUUCGUCAUGGCCCACGCCUUUUUCCUCCUCUACUCCUUCCAAUAUAUGUACCAUGCCAAGCCACCCGGUGCCAACGUCCUGAAGUCGUUCGCGGACUGGUGCUCCUUUUCUCCCUGGGUCAUGUUCCUCAUGGCGCAGUGCUGCGUCCACUUGACCUGGGUGGCAUUGCUGCUGGGGAUGCAGCUCAAGCAGGUUGCCAUCACAGGCCUCACGACAAACGAGGAAAUCAACAUGUGGAAGUACGAUUACCUGCAGGGCUAUCGCCGCAGCCCUUGGCAUCGUGGCGCCAUUGGCAACCUUGUGGAGCUGUACACGCACUCCACGGAUUGGACAUCCGUGUUUGAGACCCCGGCGCAGCUGCACCACCGCGCAACGUCCCUGGCGCGCGUCAGCGCCAGCGACAAUGCACCAAGCGAGCGCGCAUCCCUGCUUCCACCCUCUACCCCGUCCUCGAAGUGAUGCUACCACGUCACACCACAACCCUCCGCAACACAACCCUCCACAACACACCACAACACGCACACUCCACAACACAACACACCACCACAUUGCCUGUGACUGUGAAAUACAUAUUAGGCUGUGCUCAUUUGCAGGCUUCUAUUGUAGGCCUUUUGUGUUUGUGCGCUUCUUGCUUGUUUGUUUUGUGCGCCCACUUGCAUGCGUGCGCUUUGUUCUUUGUUCGUUUGCUGGAUUUGCUGACGCCCUACCACCCGAUGACAUCAUCCUUUUGAGCGAUUCAACUUUUAAACUUUGACGACGCAAGCACGUUGCGUACUUGCGUUCUGUUCCUGACACA
Salpingoeca rosetta is the source of this 2126-nucleotide messenger RNA. RefSeq lists its product as uncharacterized. Gene Ontology annotation, cellular component: Golgi membrane. The transcript has 19 exons. Gene Ontology annotation, biological process: protein palmitoylation. Bases 98 to 1789 code for a protein of 563 amino acids. Gene Ontology annotation, molecular function: protein binding; palmitoyltransferase activity. The record is from RefSeq and is a predicted model, not a curated record. Lineage: Eukaryota; Choanoflagellata; Craspedida; Salpingoecidae.